Plasmodium relictum is the source of this 1752-nucleotide messenger RNA. RefSeq names its product conserved Plasmodium protein, unknown function. Lineage: Eukaryota; Apicomplexa; Aconoidasida; Haemosporida; Plasmodiidae. Gene Ontology annotation, biological process: endosomal transport. The record is from RefSeq and is a predicted model, not a curated record. The transcript has 8 exons. Gene Ontology annotation, cellular component: lysosome; cytosol; late endosome. Bases 1 to 1752 code for a protein of 583 amino acids.
AUGAGUGGAAUUAGAGCAAUAUUUUUAUUUAAAUCAAAAGAUAAUAAUUAUGAUUUGAUAUAUCAAAAACAUUUUUUUAAUAUUGAAAUAUGCGUUAAAAGUAUACAAGAAUUGAAUUAUAUAAAUAUAUUUAAAAUAAAAAAUAUUGGCGAAUUGAUUAAAGAGCAAAUAAUUAAUAAAAGAAAUGAAAAUGAGUAUUCACAUAAAAAAUACAUUGAAUUAAAUAAAACUGUGAGCUGUUACAGCAUACGUGUAAAGAAUAAAAUGUUGUAUCCAUUCUUAUUUAUGAAAAAGAAAAGUUUCAUUUUAGUAACUUUGCUACAUAUUGAUGAUUUAAAUAAUAAUAACAAUAUUAGUAUUAUAAAAAAUAAUACUGAAAAAUUAUUCUAUUAUAAUUUUAUGAGAGAAUUUUUAAAUUAUAUUGAAACUAAUUUUUUAAGAAAUAAAAGUUUUUCUAAUGUAAAUGAUAGUGGAUUAUAUAAUAAUUUAAUGCUUCGGAAAUUUACAAAAAUUCUAGAUAUUUAUAUUUCAUAUACUAUUCCUUAUGGUAGAUUUACUGGAAAUAAUUCUUUUUUUUUGAAUUACUUAAGAAAAGAUAUUUAUAAAAGUGAAGAUAUUUUACAAAGUAAUUUCUUCAUUUUUUAUAAUUUUUUAUUUUUAAUGAAUAAUGAUACUACUAUUUUAAAUGAGAAUAAAUCUGACACUUUAAAAAGCAAAUCAAUUAAUGAACGUAAUGAAUAUAAUGAAUCAAGAACUUUAAUGAAAAACGAAAAUUCCAAUUUUAUAGAAAAGAAGUACAAUAAUAUAUUAUAUGUAAAUAAUAAACCUUCUUUCGUUCUUUAUAAAAAUGAUCUUAUUUCAAAUGAUCUUCUAAAAUACAAUUUUAGAAAUUUAUUAUUUACAUUUUUUACUUUACUUAAUCAAAAUAAAAUUUUAAACCUACAAAUUUCCAAAAAUUAUUACUCAUUAUUUCUUUUAUUCUUUUAUAAUUAUUCUAUAAUUUUUGAAAAAAAUAAAAAAAUACCAAUAAUAAACAAGUUUGAUCAAAAUGAAAAUAUAAAAAUUAGUAAAGAGAACAUUCAAACAUACAUACCUUUUUAUUUACACGAAAAAAACAAACAUGAUAUACCUAUUAUAAUAAUUAAAGAAGAAUUGAACUGUUUCAUAACAAAUUUUGAAAAUGAAAAUGCAGAAAUAAAGGGUGAGAUUAUAUUAAAAAGUGACGAAGAAAAGUAUUUAGAUAUUGAUAUGAUGAUUCAAUUAGAUAAUAAUUGUUAUGAUAUAUAUGUAACAGAUCUUGCAACUGUAGAAAAAAUUGAUCACAAUUUGAAAAUAAAGUUUUCAAGUAAAUAUCCAAGUCAUAGAGUAUUGACAUAUUACUACAGAAAUUUACUAUGUCCAAUAAUAGGUUGUUAUAAGGUUAGAAGUGUAAAUGAAAAGCAAGUAGAGGUCAAUGUAAUACUACAAUGGAAUGAUAAAAUACCUUAUAUAAAAACACAAAAAAAAUCAAAUGAGUAUUUUUUUUUAAGAUUACCUUUUCCUUAUGAAAUUAUAAAUCACAAUUUAAAAUGUGAUUUGGGUAAAAUAAAAUGUGAAAAGAAAAAGGAAAUAAAAUGGAUAUUAAAUGAUUUUACUAGUGAAUUUCCAGUGAAGUUGUCUGGAACUGUUGAGUUUAACAGAAAUGGUAAUUUUUUUUUUUUUAAUAUAAUUUUUGUUUUAUUGAAUAUAUUUUUUUUUAAAAUAAGUCUAUAA